AUGGACGAGACUGCUUCAUACGAAGUACGUGAACUAUGCGAAACAGAUCUUGAGCACGGGUUUCCAGAGUUGCUUGCCCAGCUUACACAGACGGGUACGCUGCCGUUGUCCUUUUGGCGCGAACGCUACCGCCUUCGCCAGCAGCUGCCGGGCACGUACGUGACGCUGGUGGCCGUCGAAAGUGCCACAAAGCGCGUAACAGCGACAGCAACGCUGCUUAUCGAGUACAAAUUCACGCGAAGCUGCGGGCAAGCCGGUCACAUUGAGGACGUUGUGGUUGACGCAGCGUAUCGGCGGCGGAACCUGGGCUCACGCCUCGUUCGAGAGCUGUGUGCACGAGCGCGGGACCAGUUCAAGUGCUACAAGGUUACCCUGGACUGCGUCGAAGAAAACGAGGCCUUUUAUGCGAAACUCGGUCUGGAGCGGAAAGGUGUCCAGAUGGUGCGCUACUUCCGUAUUUGA
Molecule: messenger RNA, 462 nt
Organism: Cyanidioschyzon merolae strain 10D
Lineage: Eukaryota; Rhodophyta; Bangiophyceae; Cyanidiales; Cyanidiaceae
Product: similar to glucoseamine-phosphate N-acetyltransferase-like protein
Exons: 1
Coding region: 1-462 (153 amino acids)
Biological process (GO): UDP-N-acetylglucosamine biosynthetic process
Cellular component (GO): endoplasmic reticulum; endoplasmic reticulum-Golgi intermediate compartment; Golgi apparatus
Molecular function (GO): monosaccharide binding; glucosamine 6-phosphate N-acetyltransferase activity
Source: RefSeq, a predicted model, not a curated record